UGACCUAUUAGGUUUACGAGCUGCGAGUUCCAUGGAGUAUUUUCUGUUGGGGCCUCAGGAAGGUAAAACUAGGCUUGGGUUCAAAGUUACACCCUCCUCCUGCUGUCUGGGACUCUGAUGAUAGGCGGAGCUGAGUUGUUUUUUAACAAACGCCCUCAUAGUUUAGUCAUUUGGCAGGACCUGAGCGCUUAGAAAAAAGCAGUCUACUUGAGGUAGGCUAGAUCAUACAACCCUAUGACACAGCCCCUGUCUCUUUUGAGGGCGCACGCUCAGAGGUUUAGCAGCUGAACACAGACGAUAGGCAAAAGUGUUCGCUCUUACCAGCAGAAACCAGCUACAUGGACCAUAGGAAAAACUACGGCUUCGCGAGGGCACAAAAUUGUGGCUUAUAAUUAUGCGAACAUUUGCCAUUUUUAAUGUGUUGGCAUUUAUUACCGUCGUGGUGUCUCCACUGCUGCUGGAAUGUACCACAACAUGUCGGAUGGGAAAUCAAAAUGAUUAUGUUGAGGGAGACUGCCCUGUGAAACUGACCUCAGUCCAGGACUCUAAGGGGUUUUACUCUGAACGUGUCACUGCCCAUGUUUGGAUUAAGUCUAGUGACUUCUGUGAAACCCCGAAGAUUACAAUUCAAAAACACUCUCAACAACUCCCAAAAUCUGAGAUAAUUAAGCCUAUCAUGAAAAAAAGGAAAAAACAGUGUCACGAUGAAAAAAACCCAGGUGAAACCCGAGUCAAGUGCAAUGCCAGUUUUGCUCUGUGGGAGCUGGAACAUGAUUGUAAUGAAAUUGUAGCAAACAGUGUUGUUUCUGUGUCCUACAACACAACUUCAACAAGCUGCAGUGUCAGUUACACAGUACCAGAUCCCAAGCCAGACUUUAAUCUGUCUGUGAACCUGUCGUCUAAAUCCAUCUCUGUCACCGUGGAGCCUGGAGACAAAGUUUACGCCAAAUGGUGUUACCAAAAAAGUGAAGUGAACUGCAUCGGCGGUGCACAUUCCCCCCAAAUUACUAUUGAUCCAUCUCAGGUUCGAUCAGCUCUUCUUAACAUCAGUUACCUGCUGCCCUGUGUGUGUGUCCAGGUAUAUUACACCCAUACGGAUUCCCUGCGACAUACAAAGUGCCCAUUUCAAAGUGAGAACCUUGAAGAUGUCAGAGAUGUUUGGCUCUCCUCUGAAGUCACACUGUAUGAGUCAAAUUUAAAGUGGAGUUCGGAGUGUCCUGCCAGUGACCUUAGGAUCUCUGCCUCCCUCUGCUGGAGGCAACACGAACACCUCUGCACACCUGAACUCAACUCCACACUGGUGAAAGAAAAGGAAGAUGGGCCAGACCUGAUUUAUAACACAUCUGCAGUGGACAAACACCCUCAGAUGUGUGUGCAGUUUUCUCUACAAGGCAGCCAUCAUAUAUCUUGCCCCUUCCAGGCUGACAUGUCUUCAUGGGAGGUGUAUAUCAGACCGGGCAGGCUGAGUGUGUUUUUGUAUCUCACCUCUUUUGUUCCUGCAAAGUUUUCAGCUCAACUCUGUGUCCUUAAUAAGAGGGGAUGUACACCCAUGGGGCAGGUCCACUCUGUGACAAUGGAAGGGACUACUACUGAAACAAGGAUAAAUGUGCCUCUUCACUUUCUUGCUGAGAAGCCGUGUGUGCAGGUGUGGCGGUCAGAUCCUGCUCUUCAUGGUAGAAGAAUUCUGUGCCCGGACUACACGCACAACAGAUGCGGCAUGUAUGCUGUGGCAGUUUUGGUAUUUGUGGUUAUUGUUGCUUUACUGGGAUUUUUUAUCCACCGUCUCACCAAGAGUGGAGCUGCAGGUUGGCUCUGUAUACAGGAGCCAGUGUUGCUGGUGUGCUCAUCAGAGCAGUCAGCCGAUGUCUCUGCUGUGUGUGCAUUAGCCUCAAUCCUGCAGGGGGAGCUAAGUGCCAAAGUGCACAUGGCUUUGUGGGCCCAAAGCUCACAAACACAGACUGGGACUGGAGUGGCAGAUCUGGGUCCACUUCCCUGGCUGUACGGGCAGUGGGAAGCUGUGCGUAAGGCACAAGGAAAAGUGCUGAUUAUUUGGAGUCCUGAAGCCACAAAGACUUAUGAGAAGUGGAGGGAGGAGAGGGCAAACAUUGAUAAGAAUGAGAGAAAAGAGGAAGAUUACAGCAAAGUAGAGGUGAGACAUGAUAAAAUAAUAGUAGAGCGCGACGAGGAUUUGAAACUAAUUGGAAGAAGACUGGACAAAUGCAACAAAGAGAAAGCUGUGGGAAAAAAAGGUUGUACCAGAUUAUGUGAUGAUAAAGACUGGUACACCCAGAGGGAGUCCUCUACAGUGACCGUACCAGUGUUUACUGCUGCUCUGACCUGCCUAGAGGGGGCGCUGCAGGAAUGCAAAGGUCAAGGAGUGGCCCUUGUCUACUUCCAGGGCCUCUGCCACAGCAGGGACAUCCCAAAGGCCUUUAGAGGUGUCCAUCGGUACUGCUUACCGCAGGAUUUCAGGGGUUUAAUACAGGAGCUGGGAGGGAUGAGAAGACAGACACAAACUGGUGAAUUAAGGUGGAACUGCUGGCCGAGACUCCUGUCUAAAGUGUUGUCACUAUGGCUGGCACAGCAGCUCGCCCAAAGACUACAAACACUGCUGCCUCAGACGCAAGGAAAGAAAAUGCAAGAGCUGAGCGUCACAUCUUCACUAAAAAUGAUGUCCGAUAAGACUCAAAGCAGGCUCAAGUUGCCACUGGCAGCCAACAUGGAAAGGCCAGGAACUGUACAAGAGCACGAGCCUCUCCAUGUGAUGCCAUGGCGAGAAGAGAAACUUUCAUCUCACGUUUCAAGUGUCUAAUGGGGACAGACCUUUGUUGUGCUGGAAACAUGAUACAUACUGUAUACAUAAGACACAGGAGUUGGUGUUUCAGUGUGAGCACCUCUGAGCCAAUCACUCAGUAAGAACUUUUCAUUACUUGACACCAUCAUGUAAAAAAACAGCCACCACUCAUUUUGCAUAUUAAGAGGAGGUAAAUAAUCUGUCUCCUGUCUUCUGCAUUAAGCUUUUAACAGAUGCUCUUUAUGUUGCUUUCGUGACUGAAGCCAUAGCGAACGGCUGCCCUAUUUAUGUAAAUAUGCUAACCACUAUGAAAAUCUGUAUGCAAAUCAGACCUCACUUUACAGUAUUAAUAAUGCAUGUAUCAGUGUUUGAAAGUGUUGUAACAGCACAGGUGCAAAUUUGCAAAUUUUCUAAACCGGGACGUUGAGCCAAAGCUGUCCCAGGAUUUCCAGUGUUAGAGUGCAACAGGUGGGAAGAUUAAGUGCAUUCACUGAAAUUGAAUGUGCUUGACCAUUUAGCAGUUAAUGCAUGUGGUCAUGUACUACUAAUAUUGCCUUUAGUAUAGGAGACCUAUUAUUUAAUAUGUGCACACAUACUACCUCCUAAAAACAAAGUAUACAUCCAUCAGUUUUUUUAAUGUACUGCUUAAUUCGGCAAACAUUUGAUUGCUCUUUGAAUGAAUAUUUGUUUGACACUUGGCAUUAGAACAUUUUACAUGGAAGAUAAUAAAAACAAUUUUAAUAAAAAAAAUUCAUGUAUAA
Messenger RNA from Sander lucioperca (pikeperch), 3555 nucleotides. RefSeq lists its product as uncharacterized. Gene Ontology annotation, molecular function: interleukin-17 receptor activity. The record is from RefSeq and is a predicted model, not a curated record. The coding region runs from base 395 to 2812 and encodes 805 amino acids. NCBI's taxonomy places the organism in Eukaryota, Metazoa, Chordata, Actinopteri, Perciformes, Percidae. The transcript has 17 exons.